This is a messenger RNA of Haemonchus placei, 2199 nucleotides long. Lineage: Eukaryota; Metazoa; Nematoda; Chromadorea; Rhabditida; Trichostrongylidae. The record is from the annotation of a GenBank genome assembly.
GAUGAGGAGACGAUUAAACUGGAGGGACUUUCGCCUCAGCAAGUCAAAGAGUUGCAAACGAAAGCUGAGAAACACGAAUUCCAGGCGGAGGUGAAUCGCAUGAUGAAACUGAUCAUUAACUCGCUUUACCGUAAUAAGGAAAUCUUCCUCAGAGAGCUCAUAUCAAAUGCUGCUGAUGCAUUGGAUAAAAUCCGAUUAAUUUCUUUGACCGAUCCUAGUGCCCUCCAAACUAACGAGGAUAUGAGUAUAAGAAUCAAAGCUGACAGGGAGAAUAAACUCCUGCAUAUCGUUGAUUCGGGUAUCGGAAUGACUAAGGAAGAGCUCAUGAACAACCUUGGAACUAUCGCUCGGUCAGGUACUGCGGAAUUCCUGCAGAAGUUAAUGGAUACCUCAACGUCUGCGGAUGUUCAACAGGAGCUUAUCGGACAGUUUGGAGUUGGUUUCUACUCGGCUUUCUUGGUAGCUGAUCGCGUAGUGGUUACCACGAAGAGUAAUGAUGAUGAACAGUAUAUUUGGGAAUCUGAUUCCGGCUCCUUCUCUAUUGUGAAAGACCCACGUGGACCCACUUUGAAACGCGGAACGCAAAUCACUUUACACAUGAAGGAAGAAGCUAAGGACUUCCUGGAGCCGGACACGUUGAAGAACUUAGUGCACAAAUAUUCGCAGUUCAUUAACUUCAGCAUCUUUUUGUGGCAGUCCAAGACUGAAAUGGUAGAAGUGCCAACUGAGCCAAUUGAGGAAGAUGGCAAGAAGGAGGAUGGCGCAGUUGAGGAGGAAAAGGAAGAAAAGAAGACCAAGACGAUCGAGAAGACAACUUGGGACUGGGAACGUGUUAACAACGUGAAACCAAUUUGGAUGAGGAAGCCUAGUCAAGUGGAACAGGAGGAAUAUGAUGAAUUUUACAAGAGCAUCACGAAGGACUUUGAUAAGCCCCUCACCCACGUGCACUUUUCAGCUGAAGGUGAAGUGUCAUUCAGAUCGAUUCUUUAUGUGCCCAAAACUUCUCCCAGUGACAUGUUCCAAAAUUACGGGAAGGUUGUCGAAAAUAUCAAGUUGUACGUACGUCGGGUGUUCAUCACUGAUGAUUUUGCUGAUAUGAUGCCGAAGUAUCUCGCCUUCAUUCGAGGUAUUGUCGACUCAGAUGAUCUUCCUCUCAACGUUUCUCGUGAAAACCUCCAGCAACAUAAACUUCUGAAAGUAAUCAAAAAGAAAUUGGUGCGAAAAGUACUGGAUAUGUUGAAAAAGCUGGAAGGUACACAGUUCGAUGAUUUCUGGAAGGAGUUCAGCACAAAUAUCAAGCUAGGAGUCAUGGAGGAUCCAAGCAACCGAAUCAGGCUCGCUAAACUUCUCCGAUUCGCUUCGUCAGCAGACAAGGAGAAGUUAACUUCCUUAACCGAUUAUGUUGAGCGUAUGAAGGAAAAACAAGAUAAAAUCUACUAUAUGGCAGGAACAUCUCGUGAGGAGGUUGAGACCUCACCAUUCGUUGAACGUCUUAUUGCAAAGGGAUACGAAGUAUUAUACUUGACGGAAGCUGUUGAUGAGUACUGUAUUCAAUCAAUGCCAGAAUUCGAAGGAAAGAAGUUCCAGAACGUUGCUAAGGAAGGAGUGAAUAUCGAUGAAUCCGAGCAAGCAAAGGAGGCUCACAAGAAUCUCGAGACAGAAUUUGAACCUCUUACAUCUUGGCUGAAGGAUACUGGGCUGAAGGGUUUAAUUGAGAAAGCCGUCGUUUCACAACGACUCGUGAAAUCCCCAUCAGCACUGGUGGCAUCGACCUACGGUUGGUCAGGAAAUAUGGAGCGUAUCAUGAAAAGCCAAGCUUAUGCUAAAGCCAAGGACCCUUCGCAAGACUUCUAUGCAAAUCAGAAAAAGACUUUCGAAAUCAAUCCCCGACAUCCAGUAGUAAAGGAGCUACUUCGACGUGUUAUUGAAGACAAAGAGGAUCAAAAAGCCAAGGAUACUGCUCUUCUUUUAUUCGAAACUGCUACCCUCCGAUCAGGAUUCUCUCUCAAAGACCAGGUUGGUUUUGCUGAACGCAUUGAGUCAGUUCUUCGGCAGUCACUCAAUGUGGCCGCUGACGCAGAAGUUGAGGCAGAACCGGUCAUCGAAGAAACUGAAGAGGCCGAAGAUGCUUCUGAAGAAGCUGACGCCGAAUCAACCACGGAAGAAACCAAAGUGGAGGAAGAGCACUCUGAGCUUUAG